AAUGCAAUCAAGAUGAGUAGCAAUGGUUCAUUAUCAUACAAAUCAGGCUCUGUAUACAAUGAACUGCGUCUGACAAGAGAGCUCAGCGAUGCAGUCAUUGUAGUUGACAAAGUUGAGUUUCACAUCCACAAGAUAAUCCUUUGCAACAGCAGCCUGUACUUUGUAGAACUUUUCCAGCGUUGGUCAACCCCAGACCAGAAGGUCUAUGUCAUAAAUGAUCUGACACCACCCUUAAUGCAGCUUCUCAUUGACUUUGCCUACACCGGCUCCGUGUCCGUAUCAGAGGACAACGUCAAGGACCUGUUGAUAGCAGCUGAUAAGUUUGAUAUACCAGGCAUCAUUCAGACCUGCUCUGACUUUCUAACUAAGCAGCUCCGCCCAGAAAACUGCAUUAGCAUCUGGCAGUUCUCGAAGAACUGUCACACCCCCGAACUGCAACUUAAUGCCUACCAGUACAUCCUGUACCACUUUGAUGCUGUCGCUAAAUGUUAUGAGUUGGGGCAACUCUCUAUGAAGGACUUCUGCGACAUCCUGGAAAGAGAUGACUUGUUCGUGAAAGAGAACGCCGUUUAUGAGGCCAUACUUCACUGGACCGCACAUGCUCCUGGGGAGCGAGCCAAAAAUAUGCCAAUGCUCCUGGCUAAAGUCCGCCUAGCUUUGACCACUCAGGAGUUCAUCAUCAACGUGCUGACCAACCAGCUCGUGCGGACUAGCAGCAAAUGCUUGGAUAUUGUCUCCUUUGCUGCCCGUGUGAUGCGACAUAUGAAAGCAAACUCUGUGUCCGGGUACUGCAACCUGGUGGCCCGCCCUCGUCUGCCUUCUGCCAUCCUUCUGGCGAUCGGUGGGUGGAGUGAUGCGAGUCCAACGCACCUUAUUGAAGCUUAUGACUUGCAAGCUGACUGUUGGGACUACCUGGUGGAUCACAUGCAACACCCGCGAGCGUACUGCGGUGCGGUUUUUCUCAACGACUCCAUCUAUUGCAUCGGUGGAUAUGAUGGGGCAGAACACUACAAUACAGUCAGUCGUUUUGACCUGAACGAACGUAUCUGGCAGGAAGUGGCACCCAUGCAUUCACGCCGAUGCUAUGUGAGUGUGACGGUGCUAAAGGGCUGCAUUUACGCAAUAGGAGGCUACGAUGGGCGUAUACGAUUAAAGACGGCAGAGUGCUACACGCCAGAGACCAAUCAGUGGACUCUUAUCGCUAGCAUGCAUGAACACAGGAGCAAUGCCAGCUGUACAACCCUCAAAGACAAGCUAUACAUAUGUGGUGGUUUUAAUGGAAAUGAAUUCUUGCAAACAGCGGAAUAUUACAGCCCAGAGACAAAUGAAUGGACAGUGAUGGCCCCCAUGAACAGUCGUCGCAGUGGCAUUGGAGUCAUUGGCUGUGCUGAUCAUGUUUACGCUGUAGGCGGGUACGAUGGUGAUGACCGCCUGGCUAGUGCUGAGGCCUACAACCCACAAACCAACAACUGGAUGUGGUUGCCUUCCAUGCAGUGCGCCCGAAGCAACUUUGGCAUCGAAGUGGUGGAGGAUCGCCUUUUUGUGGCUGGUGGUUUCAGCGGGGUCUCCACCACCAACCACGUAGAGUACUACGAUCUUACAACUGGUCUGUGGUCUCCGGCCAGAUCUAUGAGGAUAUCCCGAAACGCUUUGAGUUGCUGCGUGAUGUCUGGCUUUCGCAAUGUGACGCAAUAUGCAAUGCUGCGAAAUAAUUUUCCCGAGCUCCUCUUGGAGGACGAUUUAGAAAUGGAGGACUUGUAG
This is a messenger RNA of Nerophis lumbriciformis (worm pipefish), 1761 nucleotides long. Lineage: Eukaryota; Metazoa; Chordata; Actinopteri; Syngnathiformes; Syngnathidae. The record is from RefSeq and is a predicted model, not a curated record.